Molecule: messenger RNA, 1272 nt
Organism: Phialemonium atrogriseum
Lineage: Eukaryota; Fungi; Ascomycota; Sordariomycetes; Cephalothecales; Cephalothecaceae
Product: NAD(P)-binding protein
Exons: 2
Coding region: 278-1201 (307 amino acids)
Source: RefSeq, a predicted model, not a curated record
GGCAGAUUACUCGUGCGGUGGUGAGUCAAAAAACGAAUCCAAUUAAUCAUCGGUCUUGGGCCGCUGCCUUGGCGCUUUAUAGGCUUCCUCCAUCUGAUGAUCGAAACCAUGAUGUAGGUAAUGUUGUAUGGGAGACUCCACUCCGAGUGUAAGGGAAAAAGAGUCAUGAUUGUGUAUAAAAUCGUAAGCUCCCUCUUACUCGAUUGAUUGUUAUUUCAUCAUCAAUCAGGAUACCUUCCUCAUCCUACAGAUUCUACCCAUCAUCGUCAUUCCUAUCAUGUUGGUUCUCGUCGCUAGAGUUACGGGUAACCUGGGCCAACAUCUAGCCCGGGUAGCUCUUGAAAAGGGGCACCAGGUCCGAGGCCUGGGGCGGUCGCCAGACAAGCUAGAUGCACAAUAUGCAGCCCAACUCGAGAGCUUUGUUGUCUCUACUUCCUACUACGACAUCCCUGCGCUGGAUCGUGCGAUGAAGGGUGUUGACGCUGUUAUUUGCGCCUACUCGGGUCGGCCAGAGCUGGCACUUGACGGCAAUCUUCUUCUUCUGCGAGCUGCGGAGCGCGCUGGUAUCAAGACGUAUCUAUCUUCGAGCUGGAACGCAGACUGGCGAUACGUGCAGUUUGGAGACCACGAGAGCUUCAACCCUUUUCACUCGUUCCGCCAACAGGUUGCCAUCACGUCAACGAUCAAGCCAAUUUGGAUCUUCACCGGGGUUCUAGCCGAAGUGUUCUUCUCGGUUCCUGGGCAUGGAGACCUCUCCCCCAAGAACCAUGGCAUCUGGGACCCGGUCGCAAAGUCAAUCGAUCUGUUUGGAACGGGCAGGGAGAAGUUUGAUUGGACGACUGAGUCAGACGCAGCUGCCUUUAGCAUUGCCAUCAUUGAGAGUCCAAAUGCGCAUCAGGGCGGAUUCUAUUCCAUCCGAUCAGGCUGCCAUAGUCUGAACGAAAUCAAGGCCACAUACGAGCGAGUUCGAGGGACGCCGGUCAAGGUGAUUGAGAAGGGGUCUGUGGAGGACCUUGAGAAGACUGCCUUGCAAGCACGCCUUCAAGGUUCUCCUCUGUCAUUCUGGGAGUACAUUGGCUAUUUUUACCAGCUGUAUACCAUCAAUGGCGCGAUGGCUCUGCGUAAUCUAGACAAUGACCGCUUUCCAGAUGUCAAGGCUACAAGUCUAGAAGACUUUUUGGGCCAAAACCCUAGCAUAUAGCUUACUACUACUCUAGGUAGUUCUUUCACUUGGUAAUAUGUACAGAGUCAUCUCCACCUCCUUGCCCUCCC